This is a messenger RNA of Puma concolor (puma), 1071 nucleotides long. The record is from RefSeq and is a predicted model, not a curated record. Lineage: Eukaryota; Metazoa; Chordata; Mammalia; Carnivora; Felidae.
AUGGACAGGGAGCACAGCUUCUUGACUGCCAGCCCCCCAGGGUCUCUCCGGAUCUCCGACUGGGUCAUCUUGAACUGCUCCUUCAGCCGCCCUGACCUGCCAGCCUCUGUGCACUGGUUCCGAGGCAGAGUCCCUGUCCAGGAGUCCCCCCAUCACCACUUAGCUGGAAGCCUCCUCUUCCUGCCCCAAGUGAGCCCCUUGGACUCUGGGCCGUGGGGCUGCCUCCUCACCUACAGAGAUGGCUUCAAUGUCUCCAUUACAUACAACCUCACUGUUCUGGGUCUGGAGCCCUCAGUGCCUCUGACUGUGUAUGCUGGAGCAGGUUCAAGGGUGGAGCUGCCCUGCCACCUGCCUCCCGGUUUGGGGACCCAGUCUUCUCUCACUGCCAAGUGGGCCCCUCCUGGUGGAGGCCCCGACCUCCUGGUGGCUGGAGACAAUGGCAACUUUACCCUUCCACUGGAGGCUGUGAGCCAGGCCCAGGCUGGGACCUACACCUGCCACGUCCAUCUGCAGGGGCAGCAGCUCAGUGUCACUGUCACCUUGGCAGUCAUCACAGUGACUCCCAAGUCCUCUGGGUUACCUGGCAACCCGAGAAAACUGCUUUGUGAGGUGACUCCAGCAUCCGGACAAGAGCGUUUUGUGUGGAGCCCCCUGGAUAAGCCGUCUUGGGGAAGUUCCCCAGGACCCUGGCUGGAGUUGCAGCAGGCCAGACACGUUUCUCAGCCCUGGCAGUGCCACGUGUACCAGGGGGAGAGGCUUCUCGGGACAGCGGUAUCCUUCGCUGAGCCCUCUGGCCCAGGUGCCCAACACUCUGGGAGGGCCUCAGGUCCCCUGAAGACAGGCCAGCUCCAUCUGUUUCUCAUCCUUGGUAUCCUGUUUCUGCUCCUUUUGAUGACUGGAGCCUUUGGCUUUCACUUUUGGAGAAGACAGUGGCGUCCAAGAAGAUUCUCUGCCUUGGAGCAUGAGAUUCACCCACCUCAGACCCAGAGCAAGAUAGGGGAGCUGGAGCCAGAACCGGAACUGGAACCGGAGCCCGAGCCGGAGCCCGAGCCGGAGCCCGAGCAGCUCUGA